Mercenaria mercenaria is the source of this 678-nucleotide messenger RNA. RefSeq lists its product as uncharacterized. The transcript has a single exon. Lineage: Eukaryota; Metazoa; Mollusca; Bivalvia; Venerida; Veneridae. The coding region runs from base 1 to 678 and encodes 225 amino acids. The record is from RefSeq and is a predicted model, not a curated record.
AUGCCAGAAAAUGUUGUUCCACAGAAAGUAAAACAACUCUGCACAGUAACUUGUGAGAAACAUACGUUAGAGGCUAUAAAGUUCUUCUGCAAUGAUCAUGACACUGUUGGGUGCGGUAAUUGCAUGGUUAUUGAACACAAGGCGUGCCAUGUUGACUUUAUCCCAGAAAUAGCAGAGGAUUUUGCCAAUGGAAAGGAGUAUAAAGAUCUUCUUAUCAAACUAGAAAAGCUUCAGAUCAAUAUUAUCGCUAUGAAAGAAGCGAUGGAAAAUGGAAAACAAGCUACUGUUGAAAUGUAUACAGUAGCUGUCCAAGAAAUUAAGAAAUAUCGAAAGGAUAUAGAGGUAUCUCUGGACCAUAUGGAACGAAUGAUGUUGAAAGAAUGCGACCGGCUGAAGAGAGAAAAUGAAUUGGUAACAAGGAAAAGGGAAGAUGACAUUGGACAGUUUACAUCUGAACUAAACAAAAUCCAGGACCGUCUAACAAUACAAUCAAAGCAAACAGCAGAUCUAUUUGUACAAACAAAGCAAGCUAGAUUACGUAUGAAUCAACUUGAGCAAGACAUGAAGCGCGAAACAAACUAUACAUUAAAUCAGUACGAAUUUCAGCGUGACAGAGAGUUGGGCGCCGUCAUUUCAGGAAGCAGUCGCCUUGGAAAAUUCAUUUCUCAAACGUAUUAG